AUGAAUUUAAGUCAUACUGGCAACAUCACGUGGGUCCCAAACAGGCCGGCCGGACGUGGAGACUGCGCUGCCUUGUCGCAGACUGGACAACUUGAGGACCGGCCCUGCACCAAUGCUCGGCCAUUCAUCUGUAAAAAAGCCAAGGUCCGAGACUUUCUUCUUCCUCCGCCGCCAGGCUGGAGUGCAAAGUGCGGCUGGUGGCUGGAGCGACCCUCCUCCGACUUCUGCUACCUGAUUCAACGCAAGCCCACCAAGACUUGGGAGGAGGCGCGAGACGACUGCCUUCGCCGCGGAGGAGACCUUCUCAGCAUCGCCGACUCAAUAGAACAGACCUUCAUACAGAGUCUGCACACUUUUCUGCCGAGCGCUCCCUCUCUGUGGUUGGGCGUCGACAACAACGUCACCAAAGACGGCAGCAAGUGGAUUGACGGAUCUCCGUUCGUUUACAUCGUCAUGGACAGAGAUGACCCCGGUGACCUCUCUGGUGCGUCCUGUCUUUCCUUGCUCACGAGCAACGGCCGCUGGAAGUUUGACGAUUGCCGGAAGAAGGGAGGCUACAUCUGCAAGAAACGAGGAAACAUUCCAAAACCGCCGCAGCAGCCUCAUGACGGCUUUAAGGAGAUCCUUGUCUGCAACAAGCAUUCUGCUGACCUCGUGUGUGAGGCUGAGGGUCAGAAGCAAAGCCGCAUCAGCAUCCAGUCCGCCUUUUACGGUCGGCGGAGUGACGACGUUUGCCAGGAGGACGGCGACUCAUUCAACGACUACUCAUUCGACGACGACGACUCAUUGGAAAACGAGACCACCUGCUCAGUGGAAGGCAUCGUCCCUCGCUACAGGAAAAUGUGCAACAGCCAGCAAAAAUGCCACAUUGAGGUUUUGGAGGACAAGUCCUGCCCUGCCCCCUCCAAAUAUCUGCAGAUGGUCUAUAGCUGUGAACAGAAAGUGUGUCUCGACAGUCUGGGCAUCUCCGACGGCAGCGUCGCAGACUCUUCCUUCAAAGCCUCCUCCUCAAUGGAAGACGCCACCCCAGAUAAAGCCCGCCUCACCGGGGAGUCCUGCUGGAAGCCGUCAAAAAAUGUCCUCGGCAGCUGGAUCCUGGUGAACCUCAGCUACACGAGAAAGGUGACUGCGAUCGUGACCCAGGGCUGCAAUAGCACCGAUAUUCGCUCCUGGAACAUCCCACUUGAGAUGAGACUGAGCGUUGAUAGGAAGAAGUGGACCAAACACCCGGACGGGAAGUUCAUCGGCGGUGGGACUCAUUUGCUUGAGACGCCCGCGUUCGCUCAGUACGUCCGCAUCCUGCCGCUGGAGAAUCGUCCAGAAUUUGGCCUCCGCUUUGACAUCUUGGGAUGCGCACAUGAAGAUGAGACGACCUGCGCCAGAAAGUUCAACAGCGUCCGCUUCACCGAUUCGAUGACGUUCUACUGUCCGCCCAGGUGUGGCAAAGAGGAACACUUUGCCGCUGGAACAUUGGUCUACUCGGAGGACUCGCACAUCUGCGCGGCCGCCAUUCACGCCGGCGUCAUCCGGAACGACAUCGGAGGAGAUUGUAUUGUGAUGAGAGCUCCCAAACAGCAAGUCUACACGGGCUCCACCGGGAACGGGAUCACCUCCAGACAUUUGAACGACCCGCUGGGUGUGUCUCACACGUUUGCGGACGGGGAGCCCAGAUGCGCGGCGCCUGACUGGGAGGAGUUUGCCGGGUUCUGCUACAAAACGUUUGACGAGGAAAAGAACUGGGCUGAUGCGCAACAGGUGUGUCGUGGUUUCGGUGCCGAACUGGUGUCCAUCCGCAGCGAGAUGGAGCAGGCGUCAGUGAAAAAUGUCUCCCACCUUGAAACCAGCGACAUGUGGACCGGACUGAACGACCUGGCGCUUCCCGGCACGUUGGUGUGGUCGGACCGCCACGAGGUGACCUUCACCCACUGGGCCGCGGGAGAACCCGUCCAGCGCGUCGGCCUUGACCAACACUGCGUGGCUGUGUUACGGCAGGUGCGUCCUGAAAUGAGCAUUAGGAAGAAGAAGAGCUUUGCGCUCCACUGAAAUGGAUUGUUUUCU
Syngnathus acus (greater pipefish) is the source of this 2058-nucleotide messenger RNA. RefSeq lists its product as uncharacterized. The record is from RefSeq and is a predicted model, not a curated record. NCBI's taxonomy places the organism in Eukaryota, Metazoa, Chordata, Actinopteri, Syngnathiformes, Syngnathidae. Bases 1 to 2043 code for a protein of 680 amino acids. The transcript has 18 exons. Gene Ontology annotation, molecular function: signaling receptor activity; carbohydrate binding.